This is a messenger RNA of Asparagus officinalis (garden asparagus), 1701 nucleotides long. RefSeq names its product neutral/alkaline invertase 1, mitochondrial. Bases 16 to 1296 code for a protein of 426 amino acids. The record is from RefSeq and is a predicted model, not a curated record. The transcript has 5 exons. NCBI's taxonomy places the organism in Eukaryota, Viridiplantae, Streptophyta, Magnoliopsida, Asparagales, Asparagaceae. Gene Ontology annotation, cellular component: mitochondrion. Gene Ontology annotation, biological process: sucrose catabolic process. Gene Ontology annotation, molecular function: sucrose alpha-glucosidase activity; endo-alpha-N-acetylgalactosaminidase activity.
ACGUGCUAUUUCACAAUGCUAAAGCCUUCGCCUUUUUGUAAUUUGCAGAGCUGGGAAAAGACUGUAGAUUGUUACAGCCCAGGACAAGGAUUGAUGCCUGCUAGUUUUAAGGUCAGAAAUGCAACUUUGGAUGGAAGCAAUGGAUCAUCUGAGGAGGUCCUGGAUCCUGAUUUUGGUGAAUCGGCCAUUGGACGAGUUGCCCCAGUUGAUUCUGGAUUAUGGUGGAUCAUAUUGCUGAGAGCUUAUGGGAAGAUUACUGGGGAUUAUGCAUUACAAGAGAGAGUAGAUGUACAAACGGGAAUCAGGCUCAUCUUGAAUUUAUGUUUAUCAGAUGGGUUUGAUAUGUUCCCUACUUUGCUAGUGACUGAUGGCUCUUGCAUGAUAGACCGCAGGAUGGGCAUCCAUGGGCAUCCUCUUGAGAUUCAAGCCUUAUUCUACUCAGCUCUGAGGUGUUCCCGUGAGAUGAUCACUGUCAAUGAUGGAUCGAAGAACCUGAUACGUGCUAUUAAUAACAGGCUGAGUGCACUAUCUUUCCACGUGAGGGAGUAUUAUUGGGUGGAUAUGAGAAAAAUCAAUGAAAUAUACCGCUAUAAAACUGAAGAAUACUCUCAUGAUGCUACUAACAAGUUCAACAUUUAUCCUGAACAAAUUCCUUCGUGGCUAGUAGACUGGAUGCCUGAACAAGGAGGUUAUCUCAUUGGUAAUCUUCAGCCUGCUCACAUGGAUUUCAGGUUCUUCUCGCUAGGGAAUCUUUGGGCCAUUGUUUCAUCUUUGACCACCCCAAAACAAGCUGAGGGUAUCCUAAAUCUUAUUGAGGAGAAGUGGGAUGAUCUUGUGGGCAAUAUGCCUCUCAAGAUUUGCUACCCAGCUUUAGAGUACGAGGAAUGGAGGAUAAUCACUGGCAGCGAUCCCAAGAAUACUCCUUGGUCAUACCAUAAUGGCGGAUCUUGGCCUACUCUCCUAUGGCAGUUCACAUUAGCCUGCAUCAAAAUGGGAAGGCCUGAGCUUGCUCAAAAAGCCAUAGAGGUGGCUGAGAAGAGACUCUCUAAUGACAAAUGGCCGGAAUACUAUGACACGAAAACUGGAAGAUUCAUCGGUAAACAAUCCCGUCUCUAUCAAACUUGGACUAUUGCUGGAUACCUCACCUCUAAAAUGCUCCUUGAGAAUCCUGAAUUGGCCUCUAUUCUCACUUGUGAUGAAGACCUCGAGCUUCUAGAAGGCUGUGCUUGUAGCCGAAACAAGUCUGCCCGAAAAAAGUGCUCUCGCUCUGCUGCCAAGUCCCAAGUCCUUGUCUAAGUAUACUACUAGUAAUUCUUAUACAUUCAUACUGUACAGAGGAAGGAAGAAUAAAACCUAAACCCGGAGAUUGGUUUAUGAAUAGAUUUCAUUAUUUAACCUAUUUCUAGCCCACAAUAGAUGCUCAUUAUUUUAGUUGGGCUCUAUGUGGUGGCUAACUUAGAGAUUGGGAACAUUAGAAGGCUCCAUCGUGUAGGUUUUGGGCUGUAUGUUUUUUUGACACGGCCCAUGAUUCGCGUUACUGCUAACGUUUGUACUGGGUUUGGGUUUAAGUCUGUAGUCUAUAUGAUACAUUGUUGUAUGUAUGUAAAUUAAAGGAUUCAAACACACACUUGAUUCAUAAUGUCAUUGUUGGAUUCUGAUCUUAUAUGGAGAUAGAUAUAUGAAAGUAAUAUCGGAUAUGAA